Messenger RNA from Symbiodinium sp. CCMP2592, 1680 nucleotides. NCBI's taxonomy places the organism in Eukaryota, Dinophyceae, Suessiales, Symbiodiniaceae. The record is from the annotation of a GenBank genome assembly.
AUGUCUCACCUCAUCGCCUCCUCUUUCGUUGGUUCGUGGGCAAGGCCUGUGCACAUCCCUGUCGAGGAGAACUUCGACAAGCUGCUCGAGAAGCUCUAUGCCAGCCAUGUGGCCGAGAUCCAGGAUCUACGCCACCAGAUGGAUCUACUCCGUGCCGAGCGCCGCAGCGGUGGUGGGUCUGCUUCCCUCAACGCUUCGACCCCAGCCGAUGGCUACGACCUCAACGAGAGCGUCGAGGAUGAAGAUGCCAUUGAAGAGGGUGAUGCCAACUUCGCCGGUGAAGACAUCGACUACUCUGCCAUCGGAGCAUCGCAGUCUACCGCAAAGCACUGGAAGCUAGGAAAGAAGCGUGCACACAGUAAAAAGUCUGCGCGGCGCUCGAACUCGUUGCAGUGGGAGGGUAAAGUUCGCCCCUAUUUGCAGAAGAUUGUCGAGCACCCCGUCACAGACCUCUGUAUGAGCGUCCUCAUCCUUUGCAAUGCCUUGGUCUUUGCCUUCGAAGCACAGUAUCGCGGGCUGAAGCUUUCGGAAGCUUUGGGCUUUAGCGACGAGCCGAUGAACGACCUCUGGCCGGGAGCUGUGGACGUCUUCUAUGCUCUGGAAAUGACUUUUGGAAUCAUCUUUACAGUGGAAGUUUCCUUUCGAUUCUUCGCGCAUGGCGUCUCAUUCUUUUGGGAGGCAUGGAAUGUUCUCGAUUUCUUUGUCAUCAGCGUCUGGCUGUUGGAAAAGCUGGUGACCAACUUGCCAGUGAACAGCCAGAUCUUGCGGCUCGGCCGCAUCUUCCGCCUGCUUCGGCUCCUGAGGUUGGUGCGAAAGAUCCAGGAGUUCGAUGCACUCUUCCUGAUGACCACUGCCAUCCGCAGCAGCGUGUCGGUGCUUGGGUGGACCAUGGCCCUGCUCCUCAUUUGUCAACUUCUCCUGGCCUUGGUCGUGCAGCAAACUUUGUUCGGCUUCUUCUUCGACCCCGAGGCGGCAGACCAAGAGGUGCAGCUGCGCGUGUAUGAAUACUUCGGAAGUUUCAGCCGCUCACUUCUUUCUCUCUUCGAGUUGACCUUCGCCAACUUUGCUCCGAUCUGCCGCCUCCUUGUUGAAGAUGUCAGCGAAUGGUGGCUCGUGGGCUGCCUGAUCCAUAAGCUUACCAUGGGCUUUGCCGUGAUCGGUGUCAUCAACGCGGUCCUCAUGCAGGAAACUUUCAAGGUGGCCUACUUGGAUGACACCGUGAUGGUUCGAGAGAAGGUGAAAGCGAUGCGACAUCACGUCGCCAAGAUGUCGGAGCUCUUCCAUGGUGCAGAUACCUCUAGGGACGGAAAGCUCGAUCUCGAGGAGUUUGAGCGGAUCAUGACGAACCAGGAAAUCAAGAUGUGGCUGGCCGCAAUGGAGCUGGAUGUGAGCAACGUCGAGGAGUUGUUCAAGAUGCUGAACACCAAUGGCGACGGCCGUUUAUCUGCCACGGAGCUUGUGCAAGGCGUCUCGCAGCUUAGUGGCACCAGCAAGGCGCAGGAUGUGAGGAAGAUCCUGAAGACCGUGGAGGGCAUGGAGAAGCAGCUGAAGAGCCUCACCACGAGCACGCAUCCGCUUCGCCGGCUUCCCACCGACCGAUUGGACCGGAUGCAAAGCACAAUGACCGGUUUCUCCGACGCCGACGCAGAUGAGGAAGGAGUAGUUCGAUUCAUGUUCUGA